AUGCAACGUUCAGCCAUGUUAAACACCAUCAAGCGCCAAAUGGCAUUCCAGAAAACCCGACCCGCGGUCCAGCCCGCUUGCGACGUUUUCAUAAACCAUCGUGGGGUCGAUACGAAGAGAUCGAUCGCCUCUUUGCUCUACCAUCAGCUCGUGUUUUCAAGAAUCCCGUCGUUUCUUGACAACAAAAACAUGAAGCCCGGGGAUAAAUUGUUUGAGAAUAUCGAUAAUGCGAUAUUGGGGUGCAAGAUCGGGGUGGCGGUCUUUUCACCCCGGUAUUGCGAGUCGUACUUUUGUCUACACGAGCUUGCUUUGAUGAUGGAAACCGGGAAGAAAGUUAUUCCCAUAUUUUGUGACGUGAAGCCCUCUGAGCUUCGGGUCUCGGAUAACAAAAUAUGUACUCCGUCUGAGACGAAAAGGUUCGGUUAUGCCCUUGAAGAGGCUAAGCAUACCGUAGGACUCGCGUUCAACACAACCAAAGGGAAUUGGGCGGACGUGGUAACGUAUGCAGCGGACAUGGUGAAAGAAAGUUUGAUCGAGAUCGACAACGAAAAGUACCCGGCUCGUCACACCCGAAUCUUAUAA
Molecule: messenger RNA, 582 nt
Organism: Cynara cardunculus var. scolymus (artichoke)
Lineage: Eukaryota; Viridiplantae; Streptophyta; Magnoliopsida; Asterales; Asteraceae
Product: disease resistance protein LAZ5-like
Exons: 2
Coding region: 1-582 (193 amino acids)
Biological process (GO): signal transduction
Source: RefSeq, a predicted model, not a curated record